AUGGGCGGCAUAUUACUCCCUACGCUGGCCGAUUCGGUCAAGCAUGAUCUCCAGCACGCAUCGAAAUGCUCGAUCAAAACCGUGACCACUUUGCGACAGCUGUUUAUAGGUACCGGGAGCGAUGAGCUACCAAAGGAAACAAAAACACCAAAACGAGCAACGGCAAGCAAGCCAUCUUCAAAAUCCACGCGAACUGUUAGAGUCCGAGGCAGUUCGAAGAAUACCCUUCCCCCGCAACCGACGAACGAGGAAAACCCGCCGGCAUUGUCAAAACACGAGAAACUGGUACUUGCGACGGAAGUGUUUAAUAUCGCAUCCAAACUACUCUCUGAGCAUAUCAAGAAGCACUCGGUCUCGCGAGUUACCAAGACAGCGGGGGGGAAUGGAAGUCAACGAGUUAGGACUACCAGUCCAGCAAAAAUGCCGUUGCAGCCAACAUCGCCUAACCCCAAAGUGCACAAAGCGGAGAACCCGAAGGACACCCCAGAAGAAAGUAUAAAACGCAACGGGAACUGCCGAAUAAAACUAGUCGCGGAGUGUGCCAUGCUGUCAUUAGAGACUCUCCGCAGUAUACGAAUCUCCGAAGACACUUUCGACCCUAAUAACCUUCAUCUCGGGCAGGGAAUAAAUAUACUGGUUGGGAAACUAUUGAUUCUUGAACUUCAGGACUUGGCCAUAAAGGGAUUGUGGAUGCUGAAAUCCACUCUUCUGGUUGCCAUUGAGGCGGAGCGAACAAAAAGAACCAAUGGGCUCGAGAGAAAGUAUCUGGAUUCGCAGAACGCCUCUCUGGAAUCACUUCUAGAAUUUCAAGCCCUCCCCGAAAAUGGGCCACUUCUACAACUUAUGGUGUCAUUUCAAUCGUAUGCUCUCAAAGUUCUUUUAAUCGAAGGGAACUUGAACACAAGCCAUAAAGUUCUUCAACAACUGCGGUUAGGGAACCCAUGUAGCCCUACCAAUACCAUUCUAGCAGCCAACAAAAUAGGAAUCAUUCCUGACGAUAGGGCAGCCCAGCAGCUCCAGUCUCAUUCACAAAAUGUGCUAACUUUCUCCAUUAUACUCUCCCCCGCAGAAGAAAAGCAAGGUCCAAUCACGCGCCCAGAAAAUCCAAUGGUCCCUUUACUACUUCAGUUCCUAGCAUUGGAAAUUCGCUGUAUCUGGUGGAAACUGUCUGACCAUAAAUUGGACCUAGCCAAGGAACUUUGGGGUCCGCUUUCUCGAUUUAUUUCGACUUAUGUUCGACGGUGCCCCAAUUCUCACAAGCAUGAGUUUGAUGCCCUCCAGGCUGCAUUCAAUCAAUUGAAAGCUCGGCUAGAGUCAAUUAAGCCCCUAGGAAAUGACGAAUACAAGUCUUCAUCGAUGGCUGCAGUUGUAAAAACACUUGGCCAAAUAGCUUACAGUGCUGGCCGGCUAGAAACCGCGGCUGAACUUUGUGAGGCUUCCUCCACGUCGCUCAGCGAUGUACGGCCAUUGCAACGUGCAGUAUACCAAUGUCGAAAGGCUUUAUUGAAGGUUGAAUCAUUGAAGUCACAGUCUACUUCAGAGUCCGAAGCUUUCCAGGCAGUCAAUGAAGCUGCAACAGAUUUGACUGCAUCCAUGAAGGGUAAUCAAAAUGAACUGGACGAGUUACUCAUGGAAAGUGCGCUCCUUAAGAAAAUAAUUAUGAAACACAUAUCUCAAACGGGACCGUCUUCCAAGAAACCACUAGAUGGCGCAACCACGACCAAUGAUUCAGCCCUAGCUUAUUUGACAAGUUUUCUGAAAUUUCUUAUACGUUACCUGGCACCAGCAGUUCACGCUUCUCAGCAAGAUGAUACUGAUGCCGUUACGCGGUAUCUGCAAAGAUCCGGUAACAUUGUUCUGGCAGCAAUAGACUCGGGGAUUGCCGUUGGAAAACUUUUUUCAAGCAGCGGUUCGCUAUCCUGGGCUAAAGUUGAGGCUCUUUUGCCCAUUUGUGUCUCGCUCAGUCAGCUACUGCAAAAACUUGGUCCUUCCUGUGAACUAGAGAAUUGUCCAUCUGGGGAUGCAUCAGUUCGGUUACUGAGAAUAUCGAAUUUAUACUGGGCUACAUAUAUGCGCUAUAAAGACCUUGGUAAAGACCCUGUUGAAUUGCUUCAGCCCGUGGAACAGGCUACAAGUACCCUGCAACAUUCUGCCCUCACGGAACAGAUAUCGGGACUGCUUGCAAUUAAAUUCGAGAGGCAAGCAGCAUUGUAUUCAGAAAUCGGCAAUUCCAAAAAAUCGUCUAAGGCAUAUACCUCAGCAAUUCAUGCGCAUUUUGAAGCAGGGGUUUUAGCGGCUGCCUGUCAACUGUCAUCCAAGGAACAUCCACGUCUUAUUUGGAAGGAUCCUAAAGGACCUGGGUAUGCCCUCAGCCGGGUUUUAAGCUGUUAUAUCAAGGAGCAAAUCAAAUGCGCUUCAGGGGCAAAUCCGGUGAUAUAUGAUGUUGAAGAUCUCGAACCAUGUCAACGAGCAACGCUUCUUGAACAGGAACUGAACAUCCUCAUGGGACUAAAUGGCCCUUCCGCGUCAUCCAUAGUGACGGAGACUCUUCCGCCAUUAUUGUCAACAAUACUCUCUUUGUUGCCCUUGGACACCUACCCGAUCCGCCGGACAAGGAUUAUUCAUCAAACCCUGCAGUAUCUGCUAGAAACUAAUGCGAAUUCCAGCAAGGAAUUUUCCAAAUUUAUUCUUACUGAAGCGGCCCAGUGUUUGUCCUCUUCCAUUAUACCGUCCGAAGAUAAAUCUUUGGUUCUAUUUCGGGACGAUCUUCAGGCAUCAUUAAUGAUCACUGUCGCAUUCUAUUCAGGUAUGACACCUUUGAAUGUUUUUGAGAAUGCCAUCCAGACCUGGGUGGUUACUGUUCAAGGCUGCGAGUCAUGGGAAGCUGUCCAAAACCGGAUCGGGGACCCUCUCUCCUUAAUCAUUCAUUUACGCAGUUUGUCAGAUUAUCUUGAAAUCAGAGGGCUGUGGAGAUUGAGGAUAUCCGCCCUUGCUACUGUCAGCCAACUACUUGUUCUGCAAGACAAGCCAGACUUUUCAAUGAUGGUUUCUUGUUAUUCAUCCAUAGCCCUCCAAUACUGCCGACUAGGUAUCGAGAGCAUAUUUCAAGUUCAAUCAGUGUUUGAUAACGUCUCCGCGGAUCUUUCAAAGGAAACUUUCCAAACGAGGGCUGCAUGUGAGCGUUUGGCAACGGACGCUGCGACUAUAUUAUCUCGGUCUUUCUACUCUAAAGGAUAUCCUAAUGAAGCAGCAUACUAUGCAAAGCGUGCUGUCAAGCUAAGUAGCCGAUUAUGGGCUCGGCUAGAGAAAUACGUCGAAGCAAAGUCAGAGAAGCAUUGCAAAGAUAAGAACACAGAUCCAGACACCCUUGCCGAUGGUAUAGCCACUCUCCAUAUUGGUACGAAUGACAGCAGCCCAUCAAAAAGUCACUUCGAAGGCUCAGUUUACUGGCCAUAUAUGUCUUCUCAUGUCGCGGCAUUACUUCAACUAUCAAGAAUAUCAGAUCACAAUGGAAUCUUCCAGGAUGCAGUCUAUCAUGGAGAACAAGCAAUAGCUGUUUGCGAUGCGGUGGGUUCUCAAGCACUAUCCUCCCUCAUUAAAGCGGAGCUAGGCGAUCGUUUUAUUCGUGCAGGCCGUACGCACAAAGGAGCCGAGCUCCUUGAAAAGGUACAGGCUCUACCGCAAGGAGAAUGCGAUUUUCCCCUGUUCAUUUCAGUCAAUAUGCAUACGGCAUCUCUCCAUGUUCAGCGAAAGGAAGUUGAAUGCGCUUAUCGUGUUGUUUCCGAUUGCAUUAAUGCUCUCUCGGGCUUUACCAACGUCAGCACCGUGGAUUCUCUGGACCCUUUCAUAGACCCUAUCAAGGAAAUUGUCAAACAAACGGGGGAUAUGAAUAUCUCUUCCCCGAAAAAACCAAGUUCUCGCUCUGCUACCCGCACUACGCGCUCUCGCAGUGCUAGAAAACCACUCCAGGCAAAAUCGGUCGCUCGGUCGAACAUCUCUAUUAUUGGAGAAUCAGAAAGUGCACAAAAUCAAACGCUUGUUACACGACUUCACAGCAGUCUCAUCCGAAAGCAAGCCAUGCUUUUGCUUGCAUCACAACAGUUUGACCAAGUCGUCAGUUUACUUGACCAAGCGGAUAAGAUCCUUGAGGCAGAAACAGCAAUAUCCAGUCAUAAACUUUGUCGGGUGCAUUAUAUGUUAGGGCUAGCAGUACAGCAGCUCUCUGCCCAUUCUGUCUAUUGUGUUCUCCCAGAGUCAACUAUUUCACUUCCAUCCUUACAUUCGGAAGGCCACGGUUUGAAAGGGAGCUCGCGAUCAAAAUCACGGUCUGGAAAAACGGCGAAAUCUACUGUACAUUCUGAAAUUAACUUUUCAGAAACUCUAUCCACCGCAAGCAAAGUCCUUGCAGAUAUCUCUUUGCCAAUAUCUCAACAUGGGUCUAGUAAGGAGGGUCACGAAGUCUCAUAUCUUCGAAGCCGAACGUCUAUGCUAGCUUUUGCAACAUCAACAACGAGAAACUCUGACACAGAUCCAUUCCUCAUUGCUCAUUCCAUCGUGUCUUCGGAGGAGGGCUGUUUCAUGGAAAACUACGUCGAGAUCCUCCCUCCAGAAUGGGACGUCAUAUCAAUAACCCUUUGUCCGAAUCAAGACGAGUUUAUCAUAUCAAAACUGCGCCAAGGCCAAUGUCCGUUAAUAUUGCGUCUACCACUCAAAAGAGGCGGUGAUGAUGACAUGGACGAGGAUACAUUUAGCUUCCAGGAGGGCAAAGCGGAACUUUUAGAAAUCAUUCGUCUUGCCAAUGCUAGUGCUCAUAACACCGGCACGUCUCUUGGUAAGAAGGAGAAGAAAGCAUGGUGGGAAACGCGGGAAAAUCUUGACAAACAACUUCAAGAUCUCCUACAAAACAUUGAGACAGUAUGGUUUGGGGGAUUCCGUGGCAUAUUUUCUCAAGCCACUAGGAAUGAUCUUCUGUUAGGGAAAUUUACAGCUUCCUUCAACAAAAUCCUUGACAAGCAUCUUCCGUCAAGAAAGGAGAAACGAGGAAAGGCCAAGACUACAUAUCCAGAUUUUGAUCCUUGGGUGAUGGAACUUUUUGUCAACAUUGGCAGACUUAACGACGAGAUGAAUCCAGAAGAUGCUGUUAUGGAUCUGUUAUAUUAUGUCGUUGAUAUCCUUCAGUUUCACGGCGAGACAAACGCGUACGAAGAAAUAGAUUUCGACAUGAUGGUAGUGGAAACCUUAGAUUCGCUACAUCGUUAUGCGGACGGGUGCAAGUGGGAGCAAGCGCCAACACCACCUCGACACACAAUAUUGGUUCUGGAUAAGUCACUCCAUGCGUUUCCCUGGGAGUCUAUGGAGUGCCUGAGAAAUUGUUCAGUCUCACGCAUGCCCUCACUCGACUGCGUGAGAGACCAGAUAUUACGGCUGACAACUCAGGAGAGGCAUGAAGGUGGCCAAUUCGGAUUCUAUGCUAAUCGAGAUAGCGGUACUUAUUUACUGAAUCCAGCUGGGGAUCUCAAAUCCACAGAGGAUAUUUUCAAAGAGCCACUUUCCGUAUUGAAAGGCUGGUCCGGCCGAAUAAAGACGGCGCCAACCGAAGAAGAAUUUGAGUCAUCGUUGCGGACUAAGGACAUCCUGUUAUACUUUGGACAUGGCAGUGGAGCUCAGUAUAUCCGAGGCCGAACUAUUCGAAGACUGGAUAAGUGCGCAGUGACCUUCCUUAUGGGGUGCAGCAGUGGUGCCAUGACAGAGGCUGGUGAAUUCGAGCCAUAUGGGACCCCAUGGAACUAUAUGCAUGCUGGAACACCGGCUCUGGUAGCAACUCUCUGGGAUGUCACUGAUAAGGAUAUUGACAGGUUCACUACUUCUGUGUUUGAGCGAUGGGGUCUUUUUCCAACCCCAGAUACAACUGCGAAAAGGCCCAUUGCAUCGGCUUCAGGUAUCAAACACACAGGCCAAGUCGGCCUAGACACCGCCGUAGCUGGCUCCCGGGAUACUUGUAUUCUCAAAUACUUGAAUGGAGCAGCACCGGUUUUAUAUGGAGUUCCUGUGUUUCUAAAGUGA
Molecule: messenger RNA, 6063 nt
Organism: Trichophyton benhamiae CBS 112371
Lineage: Eukaryota; Fungi; Ascomycota; Eurotiomycetes; Onygenales; Arthrodermataceae
Product: separin, putative
Exons: 3
Coding region: 1-6063 (2020 amino acids)
Biological process (GO): meiotic chromosome separation; proteolysis
Cellular component (GO): nucleus; cytoplasm; centrosome
Molecular function (GO): cysteine-type endopeptidase activity
Source: RefSeq, a predicted model, not a curated record